UAUUUUAUUUUAAGGCUUGUUGCGACAUAACGCUCUUCAUUCAAACGAACUGAAACGACAUAUCGCAGAACCAAGGGUUUCGUUUCUUCUCUCGCAACUUUCAUUCCUUCUGCUUGCAGAUUUCUGCUGCUAAACUGAUGAAUCAAGCGCCAAAAUCCCUAUGAAUCAAUCAUCUACCGUUUCAAUUUUCCGAAACCUCGCAGUAGCUGGCUUGGAAUGAUGGAUUCGAACUUACCGUCUCCAGCUCAUGUCAAUUCUGAUACAAAAAAUGCAUUUCGCAAGCCUUCUGGUGAUGCAGCUAAUAGGAAUUAUCGGCGUCGGUCACCUAUUGAGGGAUCACCCCCAUCUGAUGUUAGUCCUAGGCAUGGACAUAGCUCAAGUCCAAAUCCAGUAAGAGAAAAUUCUGCAAGAGUCUCUCACCAUCAUUCAAGGAAGUAUGAUGACAGGGAACAAGGCCAACAAUAUGGAAGAAAUCACUAUGGAAGAAGCAGUGAUUCUCUUAGACAUUCUGAUAGGCAGUCAUCCAAGAGUUCCUAUGGUCACUUUCGGCAUGAGAAGUAUGCCAAUGAAGAUAGAUAUCGUGAGAGGCCAUUGUCUCGUUCUGGACAUGAGUCAAGGGAUGGUCAUAUGAGAGAUGAGAGUGAUAGCAGGUCAAAAAACUACCAGCACGGUGUGGACAAGUAUUCACGUGACAAAUAUGACAGGUCUGAUCAUAGAAGCAAAGAAAAACGUAGAGAAACAUACUUGGAGCAUCAGAAAUAUAAAGAUAUAGAUUCUUCAUAUGACAAAUCUGUAUCUGGCAAGAGGCUUGCACUGUAUGGUGAGGUGGAGAAGGAGGGGCGUUCAAGGGACUGGGAUGGUCGAAAUGAAAGAAGAGAUUCCCGCAGAAGUUCAGGGGAUUACAGAAGUGAGCAAGCAGUCUGCUAUUCAGAUUCAUGGAACCAAAGGGAUGACUCAGGUCCACAAAGAGAUGGCAAAUUUAGUCUGAAAGAAGCUUACAAGAGUGAACAGGAGUCAAAUGAUCAAAACCAUCCAUGGGAAGGAAAAAGAAAACAUGAUGACCCUGAGAUUGGGAAGGGCAAAGACUGGAAAACUAGGAAAACAGGCGAGCAGUAUGGUAUUGAAGAUAAAGAAUCUUCUGGAACAAAACUAAAGUUGUUUGAUCCUGUCAACGAUGACAAUUAUAAAAAAGAUGCUGAUGAAAGUAAGACUUCAAGUUCAAAGCUUUCUCAUGAGAACAAGGCAGAUUUACAGGCUGCCAAGACCAGUGGCUUUGAUGGUGACAAUGAUCUGGAUGCUGCAAAAGUUGCAGCCAUGAGAGCUGCUGAAUUAGUUAAUAGGAACUUAGUUGGGGCUGGUUGCUUGACUACUGACCAAAAGAAGAAAUUGUUGUGGGCUGGCAAAAAGAGUACACCAACUGAAGAGUAUGGGAAUCAUCGUUGGGAUACAGCUAUGUUUUCUGAUCGUGAGCGGCAAGAGAAAUUCAACAAACUCAUGGGUGUGAGAGGCGAAGCUAAAGUGGAGCAGAAUUCCAACCAAGACACUCUCCGAGCUGAGAAGCAGAAGGAAGUUCAGAUCGAUCUAGAGAAACAAUACACUGCAGGUCUUCGACGAAGAGAUGGCCGCACAGUUGGCUUAGGCCUUUAAACGUUCACUUAUGUUUCAAGUAUCACCCCGUGUUUGUUUGGGAGUUUAUAUAUCUGCAUCAUCACUUAGCAGCUAGUGGGAUUUCCUGAUCUAGACAGGCCAUGUUAUUUCUACGGAAUUUCUUAUCGUCAUUGUACCUAAAUUUUUGUUUUUAUAUCAAACUGGCUUGGCUUAGGUAAUUUGGUUUUCUUAAACCCCUGAUUUUAUUUCUGUUACCGGGUUGGAAUGAAAUAUGUCUAGCAGAUGCAACAAGUCUACUGGAUUAUGAAUUUUCAAGUCAUUCCGGAUAUUGUUAAUUGUCUGUCAAUUUGAGAAAUCAACUAUUAGGAAUGGGUUUUCAUAAUGCGUCA
This is a messenger RNA of Cajanus cajan (pigeon pea), 1997 nucleotides long. Its product is annotated as pre-mRNA-splicing factor. Lineage: Eukaryota; Viridiplantae; Streptophyta; Magnoliopsida; Fabales; Fabaceae. The record is from RefSeq and is a predicted model, not a curated record.